CUUCACUUUUGUGGCCAAGUUUGCGCAUACGAUCUUUAUGCAGUUGUGAGUUUAACGUUGCGUGAUUUCAGAAGCGCUGAACUUGUUACUGUUCUCCCUUUUUAGGAUUUCUUAUCUAUCAGUCGGAUACUCCGAUCAUUCGCCAUUUUGGAUUUUCCAUCGACAAUUCCAGUGUCAAUACUUUGUACUACCAUUCGCUGUCGUGAGCUGUGUUGUGUGACAAUUCCCGAUCUGGUGUAUUUACCUGCGCCUGGAUUAAUAGGAGUAUCAUAAACAACCACCUCACAACUAUUAGUGUUGAAGAACUUCCGUGUCAGAGGUGAGGGUCGGUUCCAUUGUUCAAUGAUGGCUACGAAACGUGGGCGUAAAUCUAACAGAACAGUUCCUUACGAUCCGGAAUUUGUAGAAAAUUGGACAAUCGCUCGAUUACAACAAGAACUUCAUUUAUUGAAUGUGCCCUACCGGAGUGGUUCUAAGCGUAUGGAACUUGUUAAAAAAUUGAAGGAGGCACAAGCGGCCCUGAGAGGUGCGGUAUCCCAGCAUGCCCCGAGCGACGCGAUUGCAUCCCAUGAUGCUCCGAGACAAGAUGGCCGCCAGACCGGAAGUCCGGAACGGGCAGAUUCUACCAGCUUACGAAACAUGAUUUCCAGCUUAGCAGACAGUGUUAACACUCUCCAGAACUGUUAUUGCAGGUUGGAGAAUAGCGUACUCACGCUCACUCAGUCUAGAUCUGUGCAACCUACUUCUGCUGCCGCUGCAGGUAGUUCUCGUCAAAUGGCGACUGAUGGUAUCCGAGCCCCGACUCCUACCACCCAUGUAGCCUAUUCGCCGUUGAUGCAUCCCGGUUCGACAUUGGCGGCGGUCACAGAAGAAUUUACACUGGACAGUGCGUAUCGGAAACUUCAAGAGGAAAGUAUUCCUUCCGGCGAUUCAGCAGAUGUGCAAAUUCAGACAGCUGGCACCUCAAGCAGAUGUACUACCAAUUCCAUGUCUGCCUAUGGCCUCAUUGAUGAUGAGCUGAAUACAGCGGUUGAUAGUUUAUGGAACCAUGCCCUUAGUGAGAAGACUCUGGCUACUUACAAGUCCGGUUUGAACUGUUUUGUGACAUUUCUGGUUAUGAGGGGAAUUGCAUGUGCUGCUAAUUCCCUUCCCAUUGUUGAUGAAGAUUUACUUAUAUUUUUUGUGACAUACUGCCAGGAAGCUUUAUGCUUGAAGUUCGACACUAUUAAACUCUAUUUAGCUGGCAUAAGGUUUCAUUACAUCAAGUUAAACUUGGGGGACCCUCUCGCAAACACCAUGCGGUUAAAUUACAUCUUGCGGGGCAUUAAAAGAACUCAGGUUAAUUUUUCCAAUAAGCGAUUGCCUAUAACCUUUAAGUUGCUUAAUCAUAUGUGUAUAACUAUUUCUAGUAGUCAAGGAUUGUUUGAACCAUUUGUCAAAAAAAUGCUAUGCUGUAUUUUUCAAACAGCUUUUUAUGGUUUUUUGAGAUGUGGAGAAUUUACCUGUAGGAAACUCGGUGACCAAUCAUACCUUCGUCUUAGUGAUGUCCAUGUUCUACCAGAUAAGUCCAGUUUCAUUUUGUAUUUACGUUCUUCAAAAAUGGAUCCUUUUGGUAAAGGCGUUCACAUAAGAAUUUUUGAUAAUGAGGUUUUACAUCCUGUGUUGACUAUGGUAAAUUAUUUAAAGGUCAGACAUUCUCUCGGGGCAACUCCUACUUGCCCUUUGUUCAUCGAGGACUUAUUUAAGUCCAAGCCUUUAAUGCGUCAUACCUUUAUUUCUUACCUUAAAGCCUGCCUGUCCCUCAUAGGUGUGAAUAGUAAAGAUUUCAACGGUCAUUCUUUCAGAAUUGGUGCCGCCACUUCUGCAGCAGCGGCCGGAGUCCAAGACGUUGUUAUUAAAGUCUUGGGACGAUGGUCAUCAGAUUGUUUUAUUCGGUACAUUCAUACUAAUCCAGCCACUUUACAGUCGGCUCAACUCAAUAUGACUGUUUCUUAA
Messenger RNA from Ylistrum balloti, 1995 nucleotides. RefSeq lists its product as uncharacterized. The coding region runs from base 343 to 1995 and encodes 550 amino acids. Gene Ontology annotation, biological process: DNA integration; DNA recombination. The transcript has 2 exons. The record is from RefSeq and is a predicted model, not a curated record. Gene Ontology annotation, molecular function: DNA binding. NCBI's taxonomy places the organism in Eukaryota, Metazoa, Mollusca, Bivalvia, Pectinida, Pectinidae.